CCCUAGGUGGACCUCUGGGUAGGGUUUGCAAAUCCAUGGCUGCGGGCACAGAGAGGAACCAGAGAAUGCGAGAGCUGUGAUCGAUCGCCAGCCCUCGGCCGCCUCUUCCAUCAAUGGAUUACUACAGCGUCCUCAAGGUCGGGAAGAAUGCGAGCGACGACGAUCUUAAGAAGGCUUACCGCCGCCUGGCCAUGAAAUGGCAUCCGGACAAGAACCCCACCAACAAGAAGGAGGCCGAGGCCAAGUUCAAGCAGAUCUCCGAGGCUUACGAGGUUCUUAGCGAUCCUCAAAAGCGUCAAGUGUAUGAUCAGUAUGGAGAGGAGGGAUUGAAGGGGCAAAUACCGCAGCAAGGGAAUGGAAGCUUUAGAUUCAAUCCCAGGAACGCCGAGGACAUAUUUGCCGAGUUUUUUGGGAGUUCCAGCCCGUUUGGAUCCAUGGGUGGCCGCGCUGGCGGUGGUCGCAGCCCCUUUGAUGGAAUGUUUGGAGGAUUUGGAGGCACCGAGAAUUCUUUCCGAUCGUUUGGUGCCGAGGGAGCCACUUCCAGCCGCAAGGCUCCGCCGGUGGAGAACAAGCUCCAGUGCACGCUCGAUGAGCUCUACAAUGGCUCCACCAGGAAAAUGAAGAUCUCGAGAAACGUUGUCGAUUCUACUGGGAAGAUUGCUCCCAUAGAAGAGAUACUGACGAUCGAUGUAAAGCCCGGGUGGAAAAAAGGGACGAGGAUCACCUUCCCAGAGAAAGGCAACGAACAACCAAACGUUGUUCCGGCAGACCUUGUGUUCGUCAUCGACGAGAGACCUCACGAAGUUUUCAAGCGCGAUGGGAACGACCUCAUAGUGGUGAAGCGAAUCUCACUCUCCGAGUCACUUACGGGAUACACGGCAGUCAUCCACACUCUAGACGGGAGAGUUCUCAGCGUACCAAUCACAGAUAUAAUUCACCCGGGUUACGAGAAGGUGGUACACAAGGAAGGAAUGCCGAUUGCAAAGGAGCCAGGGAAGAAGGGAGUUCUCAAGAUUAGAUUCGACAUAAGGUUUCCACCCAGGCUAUCGCUGGAACAAAAGGCUGGGCUCAAGAAAAUUCUCGGUGGAGGUCCAGGGUAGCGAUCGAUCCAGAGACACGAAAGAUGGGAAUUAAAAAACUUUCUUAAUACCUGGGGGGGAGCGGGGUGGAAAGCACAGAUAAACUGAGGUUUGUGCCCGGGCCUGGAGCAGCAGCGAGAAAAGCUGUCGAAAGAAGAUCGAUCGAGUCAGAGAAAAACCAAGAGAGAGGUUCUGCAGCUAAGUAUGUCCAUUUUGUAACAUAACUAGAAGCAGCUGCUUACCAGACUCGAGGAUUUUUUUUUUUUUGUUCACUCUGGGAGGUGGAUAAUUUUUUCUUCUUUUCUCUUCAAGCUAAAUGUUGAAAGUGGAAGUUUUGUUC
Selaginella moellendorffii is the source of this 1419-nucleotide messenger RNA. Its product is annotated as dnaJ homolog subfamily B member 1. The record is from RefSeq and is a predicted model, not a curated record. Gene Ontology annotation, molecular function: protein-folding chaperone binding. The coding region runs from base 114 to 1100 and encodes 328 amino acids. NCBI's taxonomy places the organism in Eukaryota, Viridiplantae, Streptophyta, Lycopodiopsida, Selaginellales, Selaginellaceae. The transcript is spliced from 3 exons. Gene Ontology annotation, cellular component: cytosol.